Molecule: messenger RNA, 1546 nt
Organism: Annulohypoxylon truncatum
Lineage: Eukaryota; Fungi; Ascomycota; Sordariomycetes; Xylariales; Hypoxylaceae
Product: 4-dimethylallyl tryptophan synthase
Exons: 2
Coding region: 83-1405 (440 amino acids)
Biological process (GO): alkaloid metabolic process
Molecular function (GO): transferase activity, transferring alkyl or aryl (other than methyl) groups
Source: RefSeq, a predicted model, not a curated record
CAAGAGUGGAAUGUAGUGUAUAUAAAAACGGAAACACUAGGUGCUCGUUGUGAAAUUUAACCACGAUUCUCAAUCGUACAAGAUGUCUACCAUCCAAAGUCUCAGCACAUCUCACCAAGAGGUGUACGAAAUUCUCAGUGAUGCUUUCGACUUCCCUAACGACGAUCAGAGACUUUGGUGGCAUAGCACAGCGCCCAUGUUUACCGCGAUGCUACAAACCGCUGAUUACGAUGUACAUGCCCAAUAUAAGCAUCUUGCUAUCUACAAGAAACAUGUAAUUCCAUUUCUGGGUAUCUACCCCUCAAAUGGCCGAGAACGUUGGCUGAGUGUUCUCACCCGCUACGGCACGCCCUUUGAGCUGAGCCAUAAUUGCUCCGAUUCCAUUGUCAGGUACACCUUCGAGCCCAUCAACGCCGCAACUGGUACGGAGCUCGAUCCGUUCAAUACUUGUGCCAUCAGAGAGAGUCUACGCAGGUUGAUGACCAUCCAGCCCACCAUCGACCUUGAGUAUUUCGAUCAUUUCAAGCGCGAAUUAACUCUCGACACGCAGGAAUCCACCUGCCUGCGUCAAAGUUCUUGGGUAGGAACUGAUAUUAUGACCCAGAACAAAUUAGCACUUGAUCUGAAAGGGGGCAACUUCAUCGUCAAGGCUUACAUCUACCCUGCUCUAAAAGGGAUCGUCACCGGCAAAUCGGCGCAGGAAUUGAUUUUCGGCUCUGUCAGCAUAUUAGCUAGGAAACACACCAGCUUGGCCCAGCCCCUGGCAAUGCUAGAAGAAUAUGUCAAAUCCCGCGGUCCGGGAAGUACAGCAUGUCCACGGCUUCUGUCCUGUGAUCUGGUUGACUCCAGCAAGUCACGCAUCAAAAUCUACAUUUCAGAACAAGUUGUCUCACUAUCUGCAAUGCAGGAUCUGUGGACAUUAGGUGGCCGGCGUAAUGAUCUCUCCACUCUUGCCGGUUUCGAUAUGAUCCAGGAGCUGUGGGACUUGCUUCAGAUUCCCGCCGGUAUACGUUCGUACCCCGAGGGCUAUCUGCCACUGGGAACGAGACCCAAUCACAAUGAACUACUGCCCAGCAUGGCGAACUAUACUCUUCUGCCCAACAAUCCCGUCCCGGAGCCGCAACUGUACUUUGCCGUGUUCGGAAUGAAUGAUAUGGCUGUGGCAGACGCGCUUACGACAUUUUUCACACGACGUGGUUGGACCGACAUGGCCCAGAAGUACAAGAAUAGUCUCAAAGCAUAUUACCCGGAGGAAGAUCACGAGUUGACAAACUAUAUCCAUGCGUACGUGUCGUUUUCGUACCGCAAAAACAAGCCGUACCUUGGCGUCUACCUCCAAAGCUUCGAGACUGGUAAUUGGUCUAGGGGUAAGCUGACUCUGCACGCGUAUAUGCUUAAUGCAUAGUAGUCACGCAUGUAAUUUCAGCUCGUUGCCGCCGGGUGUUCUCCGAAGCACUUUUGAAUUAAUCGACUAAUGUGGUGCAUACCACGCAUGAUAGAUGCAUGUGAUUUAAUAUACACUAUUCAAUGGACAUAAGAAAAGACA